Ilex paraguariensis (yerba mate) is the source of this 368-nucleotide messenger RNA. Lineage: Eukaryota; Viridiplantae; Streptophyta; Magnoliopsida; Aquifoliales; Aquifoliaceae. The record is from the annotation of a GenBank genome assembly.
CACUCACCCACACAAAAAAAAAGGAAGUUAAGAAAAUGACCAAUCAUAGAAACAACGAUUAUCAGCAGCACUUAAAGGGUAAAAGCCCCACCAAAGGCAGUGAAGAAGGGAUCAAGGUGAAGUACAUAUCAAGCCCUGUGAUGGUGAAAGCCAAUAACCCUUCCGAGUUCCGAGCAAUUGUUCAAGAACUCACCGGCCAAAACUCCGACAACAGAAGCCCUGGCGAUGCAGACACAAUGUUAAGCAGUAAACCUAGCCAGAAUCAUAGUCAUGGAACUUCAAUUUCAAACCCGGUCUCCGAAAAUAGAGUGCUGAUUGGCUUGGAGUUCUUGAUUUUCAUAUUGCUUACACAUGCUGGGGCAGACUGA